UUUUUUUGGCGGAGUUUCACAAGUUUUGCAAACUUACUGUGAGAAGUUUCUAAACACCGCUCCCACCAGCACUGGAGAUUUUUUCGACAAGUCCUUGCAAGUAAAGUUGAGUGGGAGGAAGGGAAGGGAAGGGAAGGCAGACACAAAAAGCUGGAGUAACUCAGCGGGGACAGACAGUGUCUCCGGAGGGAAGGAACAGGCGACGUUUUGGGUCGAGACCCUUCUUCUUUGACUGUCUACGAGGAUGGCUGGACUACGCUGGCCCGAUGCUCAGGAGCUCUUGGUACUCCUGCUGGGGUUGUUGCUGGUGUGCUAUCUCAUCAGGGCAAGGAUGUCGAACAAGCUUCCCCCGGGACCUUCUGCCUGGUGGCAGCUUGUAAAUAUCUUCUCUUCUGACCGAAAACCUCCCCAUAUUCAGCUGGAACAGUACAGAAAGAGAUACGGGGACGUUACGACACUGUACAUAUUGUGGAUGCCAAUUAUACUUCUAAGUGGGUUUCAGACAAUCCAGGAGGCUCUGAUCCAAUACAGCAGGGAAUUUGCUGGCCGCCCUAGGACACGCAUCAAUGAUCUCCUCACCAAAUGUCAAGGCAUCAUUUAUGCACCCUACGGGAGGUCCUGGAAACAGCAGCGAAGAUUCACUCUCACCAUUUUGAGAAACUUUGGACUGGGGACAAUUACUUUUGAGGAGAAAAUCCUGGAGGAGGCCAAGUAUUUGAUCGACACGCUCAAGGCACCGUUGGAAGGUCAAGCAGCGGACCCCCGCCCUGUUAUCACCAGCGCCGUUUCCAAUGUCAUGUGCAUGAUCAUCUUCGGCAGACGCUUCCACUAUGAAGACAAGACCUUCAAACACUUGGUCGGGCUGUACGACCAGAUGCUGAGAAUACACUCAGGGUUCUGGAUGAGGAUCUGUGCUGUGUUUCCCAUCAUCCUCUAUCUUCCUGGGCCUCAGCAGAGGAUCUUUGAAAACCAGGCCGCCAUUUUGGCCAUCCUUCAGGGCUUCAUCGAGCAGCAUCGAGAGACUUUGAGCGGUGAAACCAUUCGGGACUUCAUUGACGCCUAUCUCCUGGAGAUGGAAAAGGAGCGGGAUGGAUCCCCCGACUCGAUGCUGACAGAGGGAAACCUGCUGCACGAUAUUCAUGACCUCUUCUUGGGUGGGACUGAGACCACCUCGACCACACUGUAUUGGGGGCUUCUCUACAUGAUGGCUUAUCCUGACGUACAAGUGAAGUGUCAGAAGGAGAUCGAUGAGGUGAUCGGCCGUUCGCGCCGCCCGUCUAUGGAGGACAGUUCCGACAUGCCGUACGUCAGCGCAGUUAUCCACGAGGUCCAGCGAUACGCAAACAUAUUUCCCGUGUCAGUUGUCCGGGCCAUGACACAAGACACCGCAUUUAUGGGGCACCAAAUCAAAAAGGACACCCUGGUUUUGAUAAACCUAUACUCAGCCUUGACUGACGAGGGCCAGUGGAAGCAUCCACACCAGUUCAACCCGGAGAAUUUUUUGAACGAUAGCGGGGAAUUCUUCAAGCCAGACGCAUUCAUUCCGUUCUCAAUGGGUGUCCGCGCUUGCCUUGGGGAACGUUUGGCCAAAAUGGAGCUCUUCCUCUUCUUCACCUCGCUCCUGCAGCACUUGGAGUUUCACUGGCCCGACGCAACCACCUCUCCCAACCUGGAAGGCCAGUACAAAAUCGUGGUGGAGCCCCAACCAUACGAGAUGCUGGUCAGACGCAGGGAGACCUUGGGCGACCUGUGACCUCCGCUAACGAGGCAGAGGGGGGGGGAAGAGUUGGUGACGGGACCAGGAACGAUGGGGCGUUUAUCUCACGGGCACGAUUAUCACGGUGGGGCAACGAAUUCCGCAGAUUCACCGCCCGCUGACUAAAGAAAUUCCUCCACGUCUUCCUAAAGGAACAUCCUUUAAUUCUGAGGCUGUGACCUCUAGUCGUAGACUCUCCCACUAGUGGAAACAUCCUCUCCAUAUCCACUCGAUCCAAGCCUUUCACUAAUCGGAUCUCCGGUUUCCUCUAACACUCCAAAGACAUACAGGUUCUUGGGUUAAUUGGCUUAGUAUAAAUGUCAAUUGAUUAUAGGAUAGAGUUAGUGUGCGGGGAUCGCUGGUCAGCGAGGACUCGGUGGGCUGAAGGGCCUGUUUCCACGCUGUGUCUUUAAACUAAAUUAAACAGAAAGCAAAGAAUGACUGAGCUACAUUAGGACAACAGCCGGCCAUGCAGCCCUUCUAGUCUGUGCUAGCCUCUGCACAUCAGAACGUUCCUUCCAUAUGAUGUGGAUUAUGUGCAGAUGGAUAACUGAUGGAUACAAGGAACUGCAGAUGCUGGUUUACAAAAAAAGACAGAGUGCUGGAGUAACUCAGCGCGUCAAGCAGU
Molecule: messenger RNA, 2384 nt
Organism: Amblyraja radiata (thorny skate)
Lineage: Eukaryota; Metazoa; Chordata; Chondrichthyes; Rajiformes; Rajidae
Product: cytochrome P450 2D6-like
Exons: 9
Coding region: 245-1753 (502 amino acids)
Biological process (GO): xenobiotic metabolic process
Cellular component (GO): intracellular membrane-bounded organelle; cytoplasm
Molecular function (GO): iron ion binding; heme binding; oxidoreductase activity, acting on paired donors, with incorporation or reduction of molecular oxygen, reduced flavin or flavoprotein as one donor, and incorporation of one atom of oxygen
Source: RefSeq, a predicted model, not a curated record